Messenger RNA from Rhagoletis zephyria (snowberry fruit fly), 1261 nucleotides. RefSeq lists its product as uncharacterized. NCBI's taxonomy places the organism in Eukaryota, Metazoa, Arthropoda, Insecta, Diptera, Tephritidae. The record is from RefSeq and is a predicted model, not a curated record.
CGGCCACCAGAUUCGUUGGUUUUCAUAAAGUUUCAUUUGGCAGUACAAAAUGUUGACUCGAAAUGCUGAACAAGUUUUGAGAAUUUUCCUAAUUUUAGUGAAAAUGCGUAAAUUAAAACUGCGAUUAAAACAGAAGCGCCGAUUUUGGGUUCGGAAAUUGUACUUAGAGCGACACAAAUAUGGAUUGUUUGAAAGUUCAUUAAGAAACUUGGCUGCAGAUGAGGAGCAGUUUAACAAGACAUUAAGAAUGCCCUUUUCGUUAUUUAAUGUGCUGCACGAAUUUCUGGAGGCUUCGCUGACCAAAUAUUCAAUCAGAACACCAAUAUCGAGUCGCUGCAGACUAUUUAUAACCCUGAUAUAUUUGGCUCACGGUGGCACUCGGCAAUUCCACACAAUAGUUCACAGGAUCGGCCUGACGACUUUCAGGAAGAUUACGUUGGAGACAUGUAUGACCAUAUGGGAUCUGUUAGCUGACCUGUAUGUGGCGACCCCGUCAGAAACGGAAUGGGGACGUAUUUCCAAUGAGUUCAAGUCGCUGUGGAAUAUGCCCAACUGCGUUGGUUCCAUCGACGGAAAGCACAUUAAUAUUACCUGUCCAGCGAAUUCAGGGUCGAUGUACUAUAAUUACAAAGGCAAUUAUAGUAUCGUGCUUUUGGCCGUAUGUGAUGCCAAUUAUACCUUUACCUGCGUUGACAUCGGAGCAUAUGGAAGUCAAAGCGAUGGCGGUGUCUACCACUUUUCAAAACUGGCAGAUGCUAUUGAAAAUGAUAGGCUCGGCCUUCCACAUGAUCAGCCUCUGCCAGGAGAAACCGAGCCAUUUCCACAUUAUUUAGUAGGAGAUGCUGCUUUUCCCUUACGGCGUUAUUUAAUGCGACCAUAUCCGGGUAGAGGUAUUCCAGAAGAGCAAGAGUAUUUCAAUAAAAGACUCUCUCGUGCAAGAAGAGUUAUAGAAAACGCAUUUGGAAUACUCACUGCCAAAUGGAGAAUAUUGAGAACGACGCUAUGCAUGGCCCCGAAAAAUGCAGAACAAAUAGUGAAAGCUUGUAUUGUCUUGCAUAAUUUUAUUAAGCUUUCGUGUGCAAACUAUGUAGCAAGCGAUUUUGUUGAUCGCUACGAAGAGGAUGCCACCAUCGCUGGCUCAUGGCGAAACGAAGUAGUUCCAUUGCCCUCAAUAAGUAGGGUGUCAUCGAACCGAGGCAGUUCAAAUAAUUAUGAUUUAAGGGAUGCUCUGAAGACACAUCUUUUUAACAAUAAAAUUUAA